GGGGAAUUCCACAUCGAUGUAAGAAUAACGACACCUCUAAACAAGAGAACAAAUAAUUACUUUUCAAUAUUAACCCUUCUGACAUCCUCUCAGUCUUCACACGCACCAAGAGCACUGACCUGGAACGCACUUCAGCUGGAAGAAUUUCAGAGAAACCCUCCAAGGACUUUCCACUCGGUCCUUCACCCACUUCCUGUUCUGCUUCCUUCAGGGAAUUUCACAUAAUGAGGCCUCGAGAGACGGCGAGCAGCGCAGGCGUGAAGCGUGAACUCCAGGCAGAGCGCUGCGACGGAAUAAACCUCACCGCUUUAUUCUGAGGAAUUAAAAAUCCUUGUUUGAAUAAAGGGAAGCACAUGAAGGAAGGAAGGAGGUUUAGUGCAGAACAGUGACCACGAUGUAAUCCGUGGCGUAUUUACGUCAGCGCUACGGGAUUGAUUUGCUGUUAUUUUUAUUUAAUUUUUUUUUUAAGCUUCUCCAUCCACUUGCGUGAGUUAUAGCUGGAUAAACCAAUCAGAAUGCAGCUUGAUUAAACUCCAGAUCUGCGGCCUGAGCCAGUGAACAAUGGCCAUGAUGAACACACAUGAGCAGGAAAUGAUCAAAUCCUACGGAACUACUGCUUCCUGUCCGACUCCCUCACGCGUCUUCUUAUGGUUUUAACCUGCAGGCGUGUUACCUGCGACCUUCGUAUCUGCCUAACAUGCACAGAUGGGACGCUUCGUCGUGUUGGUUUGCCGUCCCAGUGGAACUGAACCGUCCCCUAACGUCUUAGCCAAUCACAGUAAGGGCUCAUGAAUAUGCAUAAGUGCGCGCGCACUACUGUGUAAAACCCGCAGCCCACCGAUGGAUGCCAAGCUUCGAGACGAUUUGUUCCGGAGGUACGUGGCGUUCCUGGAGAGGCGGCUGGAAGAAGGAGCGGGAGGCGCUCAGGGAAACGCAAGGGAGGAAGCGCUCGUCUCCACGGCGACUGCCCUGCUUGGGGCCUGCGAGGCGGAGGCGGGGCAGCGGUUUCGCACAAUCCGCUUUUACGACAUUGUCGAGAAUUCACUAAGAGCACUGAGGGGUGCCAACCUGCUGGCGCUGGAGAACGCCUUCGCCACGCUGGAGACCGUCUGCACCAACCUGCUGCUCUGCCCCUGGAAGAAAGAGUUCCGCUGCAUCAAGACGUUCACCGGGCCGUACGUGUACCAGCUCCAGUCGGCCAUCUGCGACUCGGACCUUCGCUCCGUCCUGCGCUCCAUGGGCUACUCUCGGGAUCAGGAGCUGCAGUAUGUGAUCAGAGACCAGCACUCCGGCGCCGGCACUCAUCACCUCCGCCAGCUGGCGUUCGAGCUGCUCCUGGCACAGGCCGAGUGCCGCCUGCUGAGGGAGCGCGGAGGGGGCGUCGCCGAGCUGGAGGCCGUGGAGGCGCGCAGGAGCUCUGGCGACGACAUCAUGCGCUUAUCGGCGCGCCAAUCCGACCCGGACCGCGCCCACCUGAGGCGCAGCGGGCGGCCUUCCAAAUCCGUCGACGUGACGGACAGCGCCGGUCACUGGCACCAAGCCAACAAACCCGUCCUCAAGACAUCGCUCAGCCUCCGCAAAGAACCGCUGUUCGUCGACGCAGAAGAGGAUCUGAAAGACGAGAUCAUCCGCCCCGUCGGAGAUUAUUACCCGUCCGAGCCGUACCCGUACCACCUCUCCUCUCUGGACGAGAUCGAUCUGUACACUGAGCGCGGAAUGAGCGGCCGGCACACGCUCUCCAGGACGCCCAGCAGGGAAUCGUGGGAAUCCUGGGCCCCCAAGAGUCACGGAUUAAAGUGUCAGGGUUGCAGCUUGACCUCGCCGACGCUCUCUUCCUGUCAGAGGUGCGACGCCAUCCUGUGCCCGACGUGCCACGGCUCGGACCCGGCUCCCUGCUGCGGCGUUCCAGACUUCCCGAAAAACUCCUCGCGCCCUCUGGACAGCUACGUUCCGGUCAAGGAGAAGCUUUCGGUUUACUCCAGCUCACACCCACACGCUCACAGUCACGCUCACACUCACACACACCCGCUCUCACACUCUCAUUCCCACUCGCCUCUUCUGGACAAGCCCGUGAUCGGCACCAAGCUGUUCCCGAGCAAGCCGUCCUCGGCAGCAGGAGCGGCGUCAUCCAGCGCCGGAGGAUCCCGCUGCGGAUUCUGUAACAAACCCGCAGCCUCGCACACGUGCGUGAAUUGUUCCAAGGUGUCAUGCGAUGCGUGUACGGGCCUCUACAUGGGCGACGUGUGCACACGCAAGAGCCUGCACCAUAAUUUCGUUCCCAAUCACCAGCUCAACUACAAAUCCAGCACCAUUUCUCAUCUGGUGUACCGAUAAAUCAGCAGUCUCUACCGUUCUCUUCUCUCUCUCUCCUUCACCGGCUUGGGUUUGGUUUUAGUUCUCUGUCCCCUCAUCGUCCGGUCAUGUGAUCUUCUCGUUCUUCCUGCUCCUUUACUCCUUUACUCUCCUGCAUUGACUUUCUGGAUUGUAAAGAAAGAAGAACAAAGCAGAAAAAACCAACAGACUGGACAAUGACAUAUGCAACGGACGUCAUGCAAAACGUAAAAGACACACAUUUCCUCACUCUGGAAAGAAGAAGCUUGAACAAACCUGAACAAAGGGAAGACACACACGCGCACACACACACGAGAAGGAAAAAACAAACACUGGAAAUUCAGUAGUAUAUAUUUUGAAUCUUAAUUCUAUAGAGCUAUGUGAGACUUUGGAAAGGUUCCGCCGUCGUGAAAUGUCGGUUCUGAUGAGAAAUAUUUUCACGUGUCCCAUGAAGCUGUCCAAAAUGCUGCUGUGAAAUAAAUCAGGUGGAGAAAGUCGAUGCCCCAAUCACAUUGAUUGAUUUGUGUUUGAGUGAAGCUGUAACACGCUGCACAGUGUGAGCUUUCUUUCUUUCUUUAAAGCUUUGUAAGCUUGUUAAAGCUCUAGCGCAGUUUUUACGUGGAAUCCUAACAGAAUGCGUACGCUCGUAUCCAGCUGUUCUGUGUGUCAGGGAUGGGCGAGUAUGGAAAAGUCAUAUCGUAUAUCGUUGAUGUACUUCAGGACGCAUUAAUUUAACCAUGUGUUUAAUGAUUGGUUAAAAAAAUCAAAUCAGUACAAAUAAAUCAAAACCACCUUGUUAA
This is a messenger RNA of Neoarius graeffei (lesser salmon catfish), 3131 nucleotides long. It is a transcript of the gene spata2, whose product is annotated as spermatogenesis associated 2. Gene Ontology annotation, biological process: protein K63-linked deubiquitination; regulation of necroptotic process; regulation of tumor necrosis factor-mediated signaling pathway. The record is from RefSeq and is a predicted model, not a curated record. The transcript is spliced from 3 exons. The coding region runs from base 841 to 2334 and encodes 497 amino acids. NCBI's taxonomy places the organism in Eukaryota, Metazoa, Chordata, Actinopteri, Siluriformes, Ariidae. Gene Ontology annotation, cellular component: cytoplasm.